Messenger RNA from Oryza sativa Japonica Group (Japanese rice), 1312 nucleotides. RefSeq names its product alpha carbonic anhydrase 7. Lineage: Eukaryota; Viridiplantae; Streptophyta; Magnoliopsida; Poales; Poaceae. The record is from RefSeq and is a predicted model, not a curated record. Gene Ontology annotation, biological process: one-carbon metabolic process. Gene Ontology annotation, molecular function: zinc ion binding; carbonate dehydratase activity.
UCUCCUGUCCACUCAUCCAUGGCCAUAUAUCAGCUUACGUUCACCGCGAGAUUGGAGGAGAUUGGGAUUACAUACAUGUCCGGAAAAGAGCUUCAGAUUAAUUAGCAGCAAUGGUGUCCUCCCAUGCAGCCAUCGUCUUCUUCCUCGUCGCCGCGUCGUCGCUCCUCUCAUACGGUGAGGCGGCGCCGAAGAUGACGGCGGUGGCGGCGGACUACGGGUACCCGGCGGACUACGGGUACGCGGCGGGGAGCAAGCUGGGGCCGGAGAACUGGGGGAAGCUGAGCCCGGCGUACAAGCUGUGCGGCGACGGCAAGAAGCAGUCGCCCAUCGACAUCGUCACCAAGCAGGCCAUCUCCAACCCCAACCUCGACUCACUCAACCGCACCUACACCGCCUCCGACGGCACCCUCGUCAACAACGGCAAGGACAUCUUGAUGGAGUUCGAGCCAGACAAGGUGGGGACGGUGACGGUGAACGGCAAGGUGUACAGCUUCAGGCGGGUGCACUGGCACGCGCCGUCGGAGCACACCAUCAACGGGGAGAAGCACCCGCUGGAGCUCCAGAUGGUGCACGCUGCCGCCGACGGCAGCCUCGCCGUCAUCGCCAUCCUCUACAAGUACGGCGCCCCGGACUCCUUCUACUUCCAGCUCAAGAGGAAGCUCGCCGAGCUCGCCGCCGACGGCUGCAGCUUCGGCGAGGAGAACGCCCAGGUCGCCCUCGGCCUCGUCCACCUCCGCUCGCUGCAGAAGCGGACGGGGAGCUACUUCCGCUACGCCGGCUCGCUGACGGCGCCGCCGUGCACCGAGGACGUCUUCUGGAGCGUGCUCGGCAAGAUCAGGCAGAUCAGCCAGGAGCAGGUCGCCCUCAUCACCGCGCUGCUCCCCGCCGGCGGCGCGAGGCCGACGCAGCCGCUCAACGGCCGCACCGUGCAGUUCUACAACCCGCCCAACAGCACCAUCUCCUUCAAGGUCUAGUAGCCCCAGGCCCAAUGGGCUUUGGCCCAUUUAUAUAUACUAUAUGGGUUGCAUUGGGCUGCACAGGCCCUGAAAUUGAUUGAAGGAUCUCAAUUUUUGAGAUUUUUCUUGUUUCUGGAGAAAAAAAAUUCAUGUACUGUUGCUUAGAUAGGCCCUUAUCUAUAGUAUAGUAACAUAUGUAUAUGAAUUUAAUUUUAGGAUUUGGAAACAUGGUUGCUUAUCCUCACUUGGAAUUAGGCUUUUAAAAGUCGAGCACAUGUGCACUUGUUUUUCAUUCAAACAUUAGCCUGUCGCAUAGAUAGUCUUUUUCUUAAUAAUUAGAGCUGAUUUGAAUUUUA